GUGAUCUGGGUUUUGCUUUAUUUGUUUAGUAGUUGAGCAAACGAAAGGAAAGUUUGAGACUUUUAGAUUGAUUUAUUGGUUGUUCUUUUUUAUGCUGGUUUGACUAUUGGCUAUUAAGUAUUAUUUUUUCUCUUCUUUGCUGUUUUUGUGAUCUGGGUUUUGCUUUGUUUGUUUAGCAGUUGGGAAAAUGAAGGGAAAGUUUGAUUGGUUAGAUGUUUUGUAGAUGUGUUUUUGAACAGUUUGGUUUUGUUUUAGAGUUGGAAUUCGCUUAAAUACAGAUAAUAUUUGUGGAUUUAUGAUCUGGGUCUCGUUUUGUUCUUGAUUUGGGAUUGUUUUACUGAAAGUGUCAUGAUUUUAGGAAGUUGGCUGGUGGAUACUUUGUUUUCUUGAGGGAUUAGUUUUCUUUAUGAUUAAUGAGAAUAAUUAGUUUGUAACUGUGUCGAUUAUGGAGCUAUUAUGUUGAUACAUGGCGUGGGAUGUGUUUUCUUGAUGGUUUUAGCUGAUUGUAUGAUUGAGUGAUCAGUUGAUGGGUUUUUGUUUUUCUGGGGGUGUUAUGAGGUGUCUGGCUUAGUAAAUGCUAGGUGUAGAUAGUGUUGAGCAGGUUCUUCCUUUGGUUUUGGUCAUUGUUUUCUUUUAUUUGUGGCACAGACCUGACAUGUGGGCUUGUGAGAUUGUGUUUCAAACUAGUGGGUUGGGAUUUUGUUAUUGCAAGGGACGUGGGUUUUGGAUUUUGUUUUCUAGAUUUUGCUGUUGGUUGUCGUUGUUGGUUACUGUUAAAAAUAAUCAUUCAGUCUACAUGUAUUUUGGACCUUAGGAUGAUUUAAGAUCCACAUUUUAUUUAGAUUUGGUCUAGAAUUAACUUUGUUUCUGUGAUUAGGGCCAUUUCUAUAUGUUCAUCCUCUAUUGCCUGCAAAUGGCUAGCAUGCCUCUCAUAUUAAUACGGAAAUGGGGAUUUUGAAUCUGGUCAAAAUAUGUGUUUUGAGUUUCCUGUUUUCAAGCACACUUGAUCGAUUAUAAUGUAUUAUUUUAGCAUGGGGUUCCAUUGUAGUUUAUGCUUCUUUGGCCUUGCCCUUGCAAACCCUUGCUAUAGUGGCCGGCACUUACCUUGAAUACAGACACCCAACACCUGCAUGCAUUUGAUGAAGGAAAAUCUGUUCAUAUCUCUAAACCUUUCUUCCCAGAUAUCAUUUGCCCUUUUCUCUUGACAAGUCCAAACAUCUCUGCAUCAUCAUGUAAGAAUAUUUUAAUAAAUUGUGCUUUUCAGUGCACCCACUAGGUUAGUCUGCUCUAGUCACUUCCAUCAAAGAUCGCGGAAUGGCCAACAAAUUAGAUCAUGGCAGAACUUUUCACUUGUGGCUCUAAUUUCCCCCCUUUCACAAAAUUUUAUCAGAAGCAUAACAUGUUGUCACAAAAUCAAGAGGGUCUAUUGGAUCCGGUUUCAAUUGAUUGUCAGGCUCUGCAUGGCAGUUUGAAGAACUUGGAAGAAGCUGUGGCAUGGGCCUUGUGAUAUUGAGGUGUUUAUAGAUGAAGUUGCCAUUUUGUGGAGCAUUUAGUUGGUGAUGCUCGCAUAAAAAAAAUUAUGCAAGCUGAUGAGGAUGUUGGGAAGAUAGCACUGGCAGUGCCUGUUUUAGUUUCCAAAGCGUUGGAGUUGUUUCUUCAAGACCUUUGUGACCGUACAUAUGAGAUCACCCUUCAGCGAGGAGCAAAGACUAUGAAUUCACUGCAUCUAAAACACUGUGUACAGAGCUAUAACGUGUUUGAUUUUCUAAGAGAAAUUGUCAGCAAGGUUCCUGACUAUAGUCAUGGUCACUCUGAUGCUGCUGCAGAUCAUAGACCUAUUCAAAAGAGAAAGCCCACUGUAGAUGAAUGCAAUGACAGUGAUGAGGAGCUGAAGAGAAGCAGGAUGCAUGAGACGAGCCAUGCUGGUGGCAGCGGCAGAGGGAGAGGUCGAGGACGGGGGAGGGGUCGUGGACGAGGUGCUCGAAAUAUAGAAAGAGAGACUUCUAGUCGUGACCUUGAAUCCGAAUCCUCCACAACUGUUCCGCAGAGUGUUAAAAAUAACUCGAAUCCUGAAGUAGUGAUUGACAAUGGCUCAGAGUCAAAGGAAUCUGUGAAGGAAAAUAACAUAGCCAGUGAUGCUGCUAGUCAAGCAGAACGAAACUUUGAUCUUAAUGCAGAGGUUAAUGAUAGUGAGGAUGCAAAGGCUGCAGCAGCGCCAGCUUCCGCCACCGCUGCCGCCACCGCUUCCGCCACAGCUGCCGCCACCGCUGCAGCCCCUAGCUUAUCAGCAGAGCCUGCUGCAGAAACUAAUCAUGAAGAAUAUCCAGGAUGGUCACUUUCUGAGAUGGACAAGAUGGCUAUUGACCCUCUUCAGCUUGCACAACUCAGCACAAGAUCAGAUGAGGAGGAGGAAGAUUAUGAUGAAGAAGGAUGAUCAUGCUAUUAGCUGAGGCUCUUAGAAAAGAUUGGUGGUCAGGAUCCAAUUAAUGAGCGCAUGGAUACAAGGAGAGGAAAGAAACAGCUGGGUAAGAACCCUAGGUGGAGAACGGAAAUAUGCUCAAUCCUUUCUCCAAUAGAAACGCUGAUUCUGAACCUCUCCUUUUCUUCUGUGUGAAUCUUUAUGCAUCUUCUGUCAUGCCAUUCUCUAACAACUUCCAGUAGUAGUAGAUUUGCUGACAAUAUGAGAUUGGUAGUUUGUGUAACUUAACUAUCUGAUACAGGAUGGGAUAGCCGUAGUAGAAGUUGCCAUUUGAGAA
Messenger RNA from Populus nigra (black poplar), 2756 nucleotides. RefSeq lists its product as uncharacterized. Gene Ontology annotation, cellular component: nucleus. Lineage: Eukaryota; Viridiplantae; Streptophyta; Magnoliopsida; Malpighiales; Salicaceae. The record is from RefSeq and is a predicted model, not a curated record. Gene Ontology annotation, molecular function: protein heterodimerization activity. The transcript has 6 exons. Gene Ontology annotation, biological process: regulation of DNA-templated transcription. The coding region runs from base 1580 to 2434 and encodes 284 amino acids.